AUGAUUGCUCAAAGAGCUAGCAUUUGUCAUAUACAAAUUGUGUUGGACAACGUCUUGGAGACAAGGUGGUAUGGAGGGUGGGACCGUCUGUCGGAUGCAAUUGACAGAUCUGUCACCGUUCAGGCAGAGGACAUCUUCAAUGAACGCAAGGCCCAGAAGAUCAUGCUCGACGACUGCUUCAGCCAAUCACGAAUGUGCUUUCAGCUUCUCCGUUUCCUACGAAUUGCUCCUGAAUGGAUGAAAGAGACUCAAGAGGACCUGCAUGACUUUUAUAGAAUCUUUGGCAUUCAUCCUCUACGGGGUUGGCAUGAAUCCACUUCCGAGACAGCCAAAUUUGACAGGAUAGUUAAAGAGAACUGGGACAGGGACAUGGCACAAUUUGACAGCUUCCAAGCUAAGCUCGAGAGACGCAUCGAGGUCAAGGCAGACGAGAUACGUGGGCUUCAAGAUGGGAUCUUGAGCGCCACAAAUCUGCUGGAAGCCUCCAAGUCAACAUCGAUGAAUCGCCGUAUCAUUGUUUUCACUGUUGUCACUAUAUUCUACCUUCCACUCAGCUAUGUGACUGCUGUUUACAGCAUGUCCCUCAUCCAAGACGAAGACCUGUCCCACCUCAAGUGGUCUCAUGUCGGAUCCAUGGUUGUAGUAGCAUGUCUAACAUACAUGAUAUCCGUUGCAGUCGUCUUCUUUGUCGACCGCAAGAAGAUUAUACCCUUGGGUCCUUCGACGAGUCCCCGCCGGUAUCAAAGACAAGCCGUGGUUCUGGAGUGCCUGUAA
Molecule: messenger RNA, 774 nt
Organism: Podospora pseudopauciseta
Lineage: Eukaryota; Fungi; Ascomycota; Sordariomycetes; Sordariales; Podosporaceae
Exons: 4
Coding region: 1-774 (257 amino acids)
Biological process (GO): metal ion transport; transmembrane transport
Cellular component (GO): membrane
Molecular function (GO): metal ion transmembrane transporter activity
Source: RefSeq, a predicted model, not a curated record